CAUAAACCCAAAGGGAUAAAGAAAAAUGCAGGAGUUUUGAGCAUGGCGGAAUUGCUGGAAGCAGCCAUCUCCGUUUCCAUGGCUUCCAAUCUGCAAACUAGUGAAAAAUCUCAUUUUAAUUUUAGUUGUCAUUAUCUCAAUCCUUCCACAACUCACCAUCUGCCCUUUUUCAUUUCACUGCCAAAUUCAAGAACCGGAAAGGCGAAAUCUUGGAAACUCAUCAAACCCCUCUCUUCAGCAACACCUUGUAAUCAACCAGCUGUUGAUGAUGACACCCUCUUGGGUUUACCAUCAAAGAAUGAAGUUUUGAGUGGAAAUAGUAGUAGUAAUUGCUAUAACAAGAUGUCAAGAAAGGGGAGGGUGUUUUUCUUGGAUGUGAAUCCAUUGUGCUAUAAAGGAAGCAGUCCGAGUUUGCAUGCUUUUGCUCAUUGGAUUUCCCUUUUCUUUUCCCAAGUCAGCCUCAAUGACCCCGUCAUAGCUGUUCUAGAUGGGGAAGGAGGCAAUGAGUACCGCAGGCAACUACUACCAUCAUAUAAAGCGAAUAGACGGAAAAUAUUGCAGUUCCCUACUGUUGAAAGGUUCCCAAAGAGUUCUUUUGGAAGAUCAAAAAAACUUGUUGAAGUUCUUCAGAAAUGCAAUGUGCCAGUCGUGAAGAUCGAAGGGCAUGAAGCGGAUGAUGUUGUUGCCACACUUGUAGAGCAAGUUCUACUGAAGGGAUAUCGAGCUGUAAUUGCUUCCCCUGACAAAGAUUUCAAGCAACUGAUAUCAGAAGAUGUUCAGAUUGUUAUACCUAUGCCGGAAUUGGAUAGAUGGUCCUUUUACACUAUAAAGCACUAUGUAGCUCAGUACAAUUGCGACCCACAGUCUGAUCUGAGCUUAAGAUGCAUGUUGGGUGAUGAGAUUGAUGGUGUCCCUGGCAUCCAGCAUCUUGUUCCUGGUUUUGGUCGAAAGACUGCUUUAAAGCUCUUGAAAAAGCAUGGGUCUCUCGAAAAUUUACUUAGUGCUGCCAGUGUGAGAUCAGUGGGCAGACAAUAUGCACAAGAAGCCCUAACAAAAUAUGCUGAUUUUCUGCGGAGGAAUUAUGAAGUUCUUUCUUUAAAGAGGGAUGUAGCUGUCCACAUUGAGGAGCAUUGGCUGUCGAGGAGAGAUCAAAGUAAUGAUUCAGUAAUCUUAUCCAGCUUUUUGGACUUUCUUAGUAAAACCCAGGAUGGCAGGUGGCAAAAUAGAUCCCAUUCAAAUGGCUUGAAAGCAGUGACAUAGUGGAGCUUCUAUUUGGUCAUUGCAAGAUUAGUUCCAUGUACGGCAAAGCAACAGUCCCUGCUCCAGAAAAUGGUGAAAAUAAAGAAUCAUGGCAGGGUGAUCAAACCAGUACAGGUGACAACCAACGACUGCAUUGUAUGGCGCUCCAAUAGAUGUUGGAAUACCUUUAUCAGGUCCCCUCGAAGUCUUCCUUGCUGCAGAGCAUGUCAUGAUCGUAUGUAUAUAUGAGAAGUUGUUGAUUGAGGCUUUGGCUAACGAAAGUGUAUGCAAUUUAACUGCAUAAGUGGUGCAGCUAAGUCGUACAAUUGUAGACAUUAACACAGAGCUGUUUCCAGAAUUCAGACAGUUUGUAUACUGAAACAUAUACUUGAAACUUAUCUUGUACUGCAACUCGGUGUCAGUUUUAAAAAACAGUUGAAAAUCUUUAAUGUUGCAAGAAGAUUUCUAACCAAUGGAUCAUCCAUCCACCAAAUAUCCA
Molecule: messenger RNA, 1738 nt
Organism: Sesamum indicum (sesame)
Lineage: Eukaryota; Viridiplantae; Streptophyta; Magnoliopsida; Lamiales; Pedaliaceae
Product: 5'-3' exonuclease family protein
Biological process (GO): DNA replication, Okazaki fragment processing
Molecular function (GO): 5'-3' exonuclease activity; 5'-flap endonuclease activity; DNA binding
Source: RefSeq, a predicted model, not a curated record